CAAAUCCGGGCUGGGGGCCCGCAGGCCCGUGGUCGCCAUCGCCCGCCGUCCCUGCCUUAUUCCAACGAUUCCCAGGAUCCCCGAUUCACCAACCUCACGCCUCUCCUCGCCGCCUUCUCCGCCGCCUCCUCCACUCGAUCCCGGAACCCCCCAGCCCGGCGAAGAUGCACUUGUGGCCGUCGCUCCGGAUCCGGGACUCGUUCAAGCACGGGUACCUGCAGAAGCUGGAGUUCAACCUCGGCCACAUGAAGCGCGCUCAGCGACAGGGCCAGGACCAGGACGGCCAGCAGGGGCCGCCCGGCGACGCGAAGUCGCCGCUGCUCGAGGGCCGACCCCUGUCGGGGUCCCUGGUGGCCGGCGCGCUCGAGCUCGCCUGGGACGCCGUCUUGCUCCUCACGUGCUGCUGUUGCUGCUUCUGCUGCGGAGCCUGUGGCGAUGAGGAAGAUCACCCAACUGCUCGAUAGAAGCACCUCCAGAAGUCGGAGACUUCUCAACUCAGGAAAACCGGAUAAUUUAUGGUACAGUAGUGGCUACUGAGUUAAGGGUCAAAUUAUUUGUAAAUAUGUUUUCUUUUUGCUUUUUCCCUAUGUGGCACAUAGAUGGUACAGGAGAAAAGAUUAUUCAAUUUCUUUCUCUUGAAAAUAUUCGUAGUAUAGGGCUUGUGUGUCUCCAGAACUGAUCAGUGUAGACUGCUGUUUCUGUAUUCAGGAUGUGUGCGAUUGCCGUUUCUCACCGA
Messenger RNA from Phragmites australis (common reed), 736 nucleotides. RefSeq lists its product as uncharacterized. The transcript has 2 exons. NCBI's taxonomy places the organism in Eukaryota, Viridiplantae, Streptophyta, Magnoliopsida, Poales, Poaceae. The coding region runs from base 165 to 464 and encodes 99 amino acids. The record is from RefSeq and is a predicted model, not a curated record.